AUGCCCAAAGUUCUAGUCGGUAACAAAUGCGAUAUGGAUGGCGAACGAGUCGUAUCUUUGGAAAGGGGAAGACAAAUGGCUGAUCAGCUAGGUCUUGAAUUUUUCGAGACAUUCGCGAAAGAAAACAUAGACGUGAAAGCUGUGUUCGAAAAAUUGGCUGAGAUUAUCUGCGACAGAAUGGCAGAAAGUUUCGAUAAGGACCCACAGCAGCAACCGAAAGGUCAGAGGUUGGACGCGACCACUAAUCAAAAGCCACCGGCACAACAAUGCAACUGCUAG
This is a messenger RNA of Cylicocyclus nassatus, 279 nucleotides long. The record is from the annotation of a GenBank genome assembly. NCBI's taxonomy places the organism in Eukaryota, Metazoa, Nematoda, Chromadorea, Rhabditida, Strongylidae.